AUGGAGUCGGCCCCGCUGAUGCUGCGGGGUCGGGCAGGGGAGGGCUCCGUGCGCAGGGGGCUCAGCUCCACGCAGGGGGGCAUUCCUCCACCGUCCAAGACCAAGCCUGUGAUACUCAUCGACGAGGAGGGGCAUCUGAGCUACACCACCCUGCGUAAGCAGGCCCUGAUCACCGACAUGGCCCUCCGGCAUCGCGACAUCCGGGCACUGGAGCCCCAGGUCGCCCUGCCAUACCCGCCGGCCAUCCUGGUGCGGCGCCAGGCCAUCGUGCUGAACCUGGAAGGCCUGAAGCUGAUAAUCGGGCGCGAAAAAGCGCUGGUGCUCAGCGUGCCCGCCCCCGGCGACCUCACCGCGCGCUGCCCCGCGGACCUGGCCAACCCCCUGGUCCAGCAGCUGGCGGCGCACAUCGCCAUGCGCGCCUGGCCCGGGUCUGGGGACGGGGCGGAGGGCGGGCUGGGCGCGUCCUUCAGCGUGGCCACGCUGGAGGAGAUCCGCGGCGGCGCGACCCUGCCCUACGAGCUGCGCGCGCUGGAAGGCGCGCUGCUCUGCCUGGUGCGCGUUCUGGAGCGGGAGGUGGGCGCGCUGGAGCGCGGCGUGCGCCCCGUGCUGGACCGCAUCCGGCGCGGCGUGCUGCGCUCCGACCUGGAGGAGCUGUACGAGUCGCGCACGAGGCUGGUCCGCGGCCUGGCCCGCGUCUCGCGUAUGAAGGAGAUCCUGGAGGAGCUGCUGGACGAGGAGGAGCUGAUGGCGGGGCUCGAGGCGCCCGACCCGGGGGAGAUGGAGGAGUGCGAGGAUCUGGUGGAGGCCUACUGGCUGCAAGUGGACGCCCUCGCUCUCCCGCCCUGGCCCUGCUGCAGGAGCGCAUCGCCGCCACCGGAGCACCUGGUCAAUCUGGACCUGGACGCGCGGCGCAACCAGCUGGUGUCGCUGGGCCUGGCCAUCGACCUCCUGCUCAUGGCCUUCGAGUGCCACAUGGCCCUCACCUCCAUUUUCGGCAUGAACCUGACCUCGGGCCUGGAGCCGCUGCAGCCCUACUCCCUCUGGGGCAUCGUGGCGCUCGGCGCCGGGGCGGGCGCCCUGCUCACCGCAUUGCAGCUGGACCCCGAGGUGGCGGGAGAGGAGUAUCGCAGCGAGGCACGGCGCAGCCAACCGUGCUUCGCGCUGUGA
This is a messenger RNA of Auxenochlorella protothecoides, 1167 nucleotides long. RefSeq names its product Magnesium transporter MRS2-4. NCBI's taxonomy places the organism in Eukaryota, Viridiplantae, Chlorophyta, Trebouxiophyceae, Chlorellales, Chlorellaceae. The coding region runs from base 1 to 1167 and encodes 388 amino acids. The transcript is spliced from 5 exons. Gene Ontology annotation, molecular function: magnesium ion transmembrane transporter activity. Gene Ontology annotation, biological process: magnesium ion transport. The record is from RefSeq and is a predicted model, not a curated record.